Penicillium manginii is the source of this 351-nucleotide messenger RNA. RefSeq lists its product as uncharacterized. The record is from RefSeq and is a predicted model, not a curated record. The coding region runs from base 1 to 351 and encodes 116 amino acids. Lineage: Eukaryota; Fungi; Ascomycota; Eurotiomycetes; Eurotiales; Aspergillaceae. The transcript has a single exon.
AUGCCCUUCCUUCCAGCCAAUAACAUCUCCAACGGGAGCAAUGUUCAAAUCAUCAACAUAAACGAGCUUCGUCUGGCACGUAUUCUUGUGGAUGCCAACAUAUGCGCUCUGGCUGCAGAAAAGAGAAGCUCCUGCCCUGUCUCCAUCAUUCAUACGAGACAAAUUAACGCACAAGGUAGCAGUACAUUUCGGUCCAAUGGUACGAUGGGUAAGGGUGUUUCCCUCCAGGAAGAGGCAGUCCGUUAUGGUGGCUGUCUUGAGCAAGAGCUGGCCUUAUCGAGUACUCCACUUCGAAUUAUCUGGGCUCUGGUUCCAUUGCCAGCGGUGAUCCAACUGGUCUUCACCAAAUGA